AUGCAGCAUGAUGCCGAGAGAGACCUGGUCAAAGUGAAUUAUAUCAGUGGCUUUGCUGAUCUCGCGAAGUUCAUCUCUAGCGAUGCUGAUGGAGAUACUGCCAUUUUCCGACGCUUUGAGACUUUGGCGGCGCGGAAUCUGCUGUAUCUACAGAGCGAACUCGCAGUGCUCGAGGAAAUCCAGGAUAAAUACGAUAGGGAAGACGAUAAAGAUGCCCUCGAUGCAGGUGCAGACUGGUCGACUUUGAGGCCUUGCGGGAAAGACUGGGAAUCCUUUCAACGAGAGGCACAGGCGGACAGUUCUUGUGUCGGAGAUCGAUACAAGAGACGCAUGGACCUUGUCCAACAAAUUCGAGGGAAGUUGAAGGAAUACAGGGAAGCGCUUCUGAUGGAGUCAACGAUGCUUUCAUUGAGGAGACCAUCAAAGCAGACACACGACGCUUUUCUGCGAUCUUUCUGGAACGAGCGAGGUGGUCAACGUCAUGAGCCAGCACUGACGGGACCAAGUGAGAGGCUAUAUGGGACCCGGGAGGGAUUGCUGGCUUUGAGGAGAGAUCACGAAGACCGACUGACUGUCUUUCUCCGGAGUCAUUGCGCUCGCUUGUUCAAAGUCCGUGGCAAUGUCUCUUCGCCCUCGAAUGUCGAAUACUUUUCAGCCACGAGGAUAGCUCAGGCCGCGAACGCAAUCACGGUCCUUUUGGCAGCGACGCUCUUGUUUGGGGCGAUAUACAAUCUGUAUUAUGUGAAACGGCACCAGGUGAAACUCGGAUUGAUCGUGUUGUACACCCUCGGCUUCGCUUUGAGCAUCAGCCUGAUAUCGAAUGCUCGAAGGGCAGAGAUUUUCGGCGCUUGUGCGGCAUAUGCAGCGGUGCUGGUGGUGUUUGUCAGUGGAAACUUGGGAAAUACCAGCGGCAAUGCGUCCUGA
Exophiala spinifera is the source of this 924-nucleotide messenger RNA. RefSeq lists its product as uncharacterized. The transcript has 3 exons. The record is from RefSeq and is a predicted model, not a curated record. Bases 1 to 924 code for a protein of 307 amino acids. Lineage: Eukaryota; Fungi; Ascomycota; Eurotiomycetes; Chaetothyriales; Herpotrichiellaceae.